AUGAGUCCCGCCAAAGUAGCUGCUCCAUCGACGGCGAUCGAUAUUACCCGUUAUGAAAGACUUGCUCGCGAGAAUGACGAUGGGCAUCUAAAUCUGCCAGUUUACGAUGUUACUUCAAGGCUUGAGCGUGGUGGGCCGACGACAAUUACAUGUCCUUUUUCAGGUAUGCGAUUCUCCUCUGAGGUGACGACUUCUUCAUGAAUGCUGACAUAGGAUGUAGGGCCGACUUGGGAGUACGUUUCAACUUUCUUUUAAUCACAUCCUUGUCCUGACAAUAGAGCUCGAACUUGCUAACCCUCAACCUUCGCAUUAAUAGAGGAUAUCCGAUGGGACAAAAUGUUGAAUUAGGUGCCACAAUUGCCGGUAAAUUCGAUCAGAAAGAAUAUAACGCACAAGAACAGUCGAGAUAUCUGAACAACCUUGAAAUUACAUAUGUCGUGGAGCCUUUCGGAGAUCAUGUCAAAGAAGAUGCUGCGCUGAUCGUCAUUAUGGAAGAGGAAUCGGGUAUCAACUAUGAUGCCAGGAUACUGUAAGUAAAUCUUGACCUUACUUGUUUGGAACAGCAAAAGUUCUAAUCAGUGAACAAUAGAUGUAAUCAAUUCGCCGCGGUAAAUAACUUCACCACACCACUUGAUGAAAGAACGAAAGCUAACAAGUUCUCAAGGCAGGAUAUCUCGUCGUCAUGGUUAGUAUCACUCACUAUUCGAGUUGUAGAAAAAGCGAUAGGAAAUUAACAGUCAUUCACAGCCCCAUUACAGAGGCAAACGGGAACCACUGAGGGGAGCAGCAGACGAUGAAAAAGACCUUUUGGUUCCUGACCGUUCGUGAUUUUUCAUUGCCCGUACUCUCCCAUGAUCAUCCCGUUUAACCAUCUGACUUUCACAGCGGACACAAUCCAGAUGGGCAGAUUAGAUGAGAGCGACGCCGUACAAAAGUCUCAAGUUGCUACAGCAGUGCUGUACCUCACCAAUUACCGCAAAAGAACCAGGAUCGGAGGACUCGCAUUUGGCAGCGCAUCAACGCUCCUUGAAUUCAUGGAAGACGCGCCACCAGCGAGGGGCCGAAUUCGGCUGACUCACAUCAAUCCCAAGGAGAACUACGACAGUCUCGUCCACAAUAGCACUAAGAAGAUCAAAGCCGGGUUCGUGUGUCAUAUCCGAAGAGAAGAAGCGAUAUACUUCGACCCCCAGAGAGUCCGGGGUUCAACCCAGACUUAUGGACCUAUAUCGUUGGCUGUGGGUGAGGAGCGCGAGAACCAGAGCAUGAUUGCGUAUGAGACCGAAUAUAACCUCAUUCGGACAUACCUGCGAGCAUCCAAUCAACCUUAUCAGUUUGUGAGAUAUGGCCAGGUUAGUGGGGAUUUUGGAGUGCGUCGGCCUCACUCGGAAAACACGAAGGAAGAGAUCUCUGCGAAGAGGCAGGCUUUUGUUCAGGCUAUUACUUUCAUGGAGGAAUGGUUGUAA
Hymenoscyphus albidus is the source of this 1463-nucleotide messenger RNA. The record is from the annotation of a GenBank genome assembly. Lineage: Eukaryota; Fungi; Ascomycota; Leotiomycetes; Helotiales; Helotiaceae.